AUGCCCCGGCGGGCCCAGCCGGGCCUGCUGCUCCUGAUGGCCGCCGCCGCCGUGGCCGUGGCCCCGGGCGCCCCGUGCGCCGCGCCCGCCGCGGCCUGCGUCCCACCCUGCGCCCCAAAAAACAACUCGACUCAGUGCCUUCAAUUUUUGCAAGGAUCGCACAAAGAGGAACUGUGCGGCCGCGACCUGUCGCCCGGGCGGCGCCGUCUCGCGUUCGCCGACCUUCGCUUGCGCCACUGUUGCGAACACCGGGUCGCCCAGGCCCUGCCGCAGGCCGCCUUCCAGGACGCUCCGACUUGCCGCCUUCACCUGCAGGGACUCCUCGAAGCCGACAACCUGGCCGCCACAGCUUCCUGCAGUCACGCCGAGCUCCUGCGGCGCUACGAUUGCGCCCAAAACUAUUCCAUUGCUUACCACUGUCAACAUUGCAAGGUAGCGUACAGACGUUGGAUCUGCAGCGCACUGGUGCCUCACUUCGGAUCGGGCGGCGUCCGCAUCCCUCCCUGCCUGCGCCUCUGCCAGAACGUGGAGCAGCAGUGUCCCUACCUGUUGCCCGACCAGACCCUGACGCCCAGCGAAGCGGCGCACCCCACGCCCCAAUACGCCGGAGAACCCAACUUCCUCUGCCUUGAUCCCAACAUUCCCAGACUGGAGGAGAGGCUGAACUCGACGACGGGAGACGAAGACUGUUGUUACACGCACUGCGGCGCACCCGGCCGGGGGGGAACGCCCGACACAUGCGAGCACUGCCCCGGCAGGCCGCCCAACGCCGCCCCUGCAGCACAACCUUCCCCAGCAGCAGCAGCAGCAGCCACGUCCGGCUCUAGGACUCACGUCAUCGGUCCUGCAGUGUCCCAGUGGAUGUGGUGGUGGUGGACCUUGUUCUUAUUACUGACGCUGCGUCUGAGUGGCGCGCGCCGCGUGGACUUAACCAAUUGCGUCGGUUCCGUUGACAGUGACCGGACAGUACCGAGGUGCUGAUAGAGGAACAACGGAAGACCGGCGCGUCUUAGUAGCACCGCUCUAGGUUGGACGUCGAUCCAAGACCCGAUGAGUCAUCGGCGAUCUGGCGACGUGGU
Molecule: messenger RNA, 1079 nt
Organism: Sitophilus oryzae (rice weevil)
Lineage: Eukaryota; Metazoa; Arthropoda; Insecta; Coleoptera; Curculionidae
Gene: Mid1
Exons: 3
Coding region: 1-981 (326 amino acids)
Biological process (GO): calcium ion import across plasma membrane
Cellular component (GO): plasma membrane
Molecular function (GO): stretch-activated, monoatomic cation-selective, calcium channel activity
Source: RefSeq, a predicted model, not a curated record